Trichoderma atroviride IMI 206040 is the source of this 566-nucleotide messenger RNA. RefSeq lists its product as uncharacterized. The record is from RefSeq and is a predicted model, not a curated record. Lineage: Eukaryota; Fungi; Ascomycota; Sordariomycetes; Hypocreales; Hypocreaceae.
CUCAUCUCUAUCACUGCCUGAAUCAUACCACCUCAUCAAAACUUGCCUUACUGAACGAGUGAAUUAUCAUUCAAUUAUAGCCACUGGCGCCCACACCACUAGCCAUCAUGAACAAUCCCGAGCAGACCCAGAACCCUACACCAAACCAGAGCACCCGCCGUCGAAGCUCUGGCUUCAUGCCUGCCUUUGAGGGCCUCUCCCAACAUCAUCAAAAUGCAAACAACAGCGCUCGGCGCCAGAGCAUGACCGACCAACAAUCCAAGCCGGGCAUCUUUGGCCAGCUCUUCCACAAUACGCUUGGGAGGAAUGCCAAGUAAUAAACUGCAAACCCAUUUGUCAUAUUCCAUCCAUUUUGUACCUUUCGCAUCGACGGAUUACUUUCACGUCCUCAAAUUCUUGAUUGCAUUUGCGUAUCUUCCCCUCAGGAUGCCUCGCGCAUCGGAGUUUCAUCAAUUGUGACAGCCGCGGAGUUAGGCCGGCAGACAGAAUGAGCUCAGUGUAAAGAUAAAUGAUAAUAAAUAUUGUUAAGCAAAGACUGCACGCUGUGAGACCGACGCCCGUCUCUA